Messenger RNA from Zea mays, 1485 nucleotides. RefSeq lists its product as uncharacterized. Bases 214 to 1485 code for a protein of 423 amino acids. Gene Ontology annotation, molecular function: serine-type carboxypeptidase activity. The record is from RefSeq and is a predicted model, not a curated record. NCBI's taxonomy places the organism in Eukaryota, Viridiplantae, Streptophyta, Magnoliopsida, Poales, Poaceae. Gene Ontology annotation, cellular component: vacuole. Gene Ontology annotation, biological process: proteolysis. The transcript has 7 exons.
CUCAUCGUCUGCGCCGCUGCACUGCAGUUGCAGUUGCAUUUGCGCGCAGACGCGUCCCAAGAGGGGGAUCAGCUGAAGAAAUUCAUCCGGUCCAGGCGGGACAGCAGUACUCGUAGUCGUAUCGACGACAAGGGCGCGUUUAAGGUGAGUAAUAACGUCGUCGGCGGCCUCCUGAGAGCAGGCGGGUACUCCGGCAGCGAGCAGAGCGCGCUGAUGAAGGCGGGCGACAAGAUCGCUGCGCUGCCGGGGCAACCGGACGGCGGCGUCGACUUCGACCAGUACAGCGGGUACGUGACCGUCGACGAGAAGAACGGCCGGGCGCUCUUCUACUACUUGGCGGAGGCGCCGCGGGGUGCCGCGUCCAAGCCGCUCCUCCUGUGGCUCAACGGAGGGCCGGGAUGCUCGUCGUUUGGCAUCGGAGCGAUGCAAGAGCUCGGCCCGUUCCGCGUAAACAGCGACAACAAGACGCUGAGCAGAAACAAGAAUGCUUGGAACAACGUGGCUAACGUGAUCUUCCUGGAAUCGCCGGCGGGUGUUGGGUUCUCCUACUCCAACACAUCCUCCGACUACGACCUCAGCGGAGACCAGAGGGCAGCGGACGACGCGUACCUGUUCCUGGUGAACUGGCUGGAGCGCUUCCCGGAGUACAAGAGCCGGCCGUUCUACAUCUCCGGGGAGAGCUACGCCGGCCAUUACGUGCCCGAGCUCGCCGCCACCAUCCUCAUCCAGAAUUCCUACGACGACGCCAAGACGGCCAUAAUAAACCUGCGGGGCAUCUUGGUUGGGAACCCACUCCUGGACUGGCGCAUGAACUUCAAGGGCCAGGUUGACUACUACUGGAGCCACGGGUUGAUGUCGGACGAGGUGUUCGCCAACAUAACCAGGCACUGCGACGACGACUCGGACUCGGACGUGGGCGCGUGCGAUGGCGCCGUGCAGGCGGUGGACGCGGGGCAGCUUGAUUACUACAACAUAUACGCUCCCGUCUGUGUUGACGCGGCCAACGGCGGGUCGUACUACCCCACCAGUGCACAGUUACCUGAUCCGUGCAGCUACCACUACACCUAUUCCUACCUCAAUGACCCGGCAGUGCAGGUUGCUCUCCACGCUAGACCAACGACCUGGUCAGGAUGCGCAAACCUGAACUGGACGGAUUCACCGGCUUCCAUGGUGCCAACGAUCUCAUGGCUAGUCGAGAACAAGUUACCGGUCUGGAUUUUUAGUGGGGAUUUUGAUACCGUGUGCCCACUACCCGCGACGAGGUACUCCAUCCGCGAUCUUAAGCUUCGCAUCACAACUCCAUGGCGUCCGUGGACAGUAAACAUGGAGGUUGGAGGGUAUGUUCAACAAUACAAGGGAGGGUUCACAUUUGCCUCUGUGAGAGGAGCUGGUCACAUGGUUCCAUCCUCCCAGCCCGAGAGAGCACUAAUAUUAUUGGAUUCCUUUCUCAAAGGGGUGCUCCCACCGUACGUACCGGAGCAGUAG